AAUUCGUACCGCAUACAACUACCCGCGCGCCUGACCCAGCGUGGAGUACACCCGGUGUUUCACGCAAGUUUAAUGCGCGUUCACGUUCCUAACGAUGACCGUUUAUUCCCAGGACGCUCGGAAACGCAGGUCGCAGACUUUGGCGAAGAUGGUGGCGAAUGGGCUAUAGAACGGAUCCUGUCCCAUAAGGGUAAGGGACGUUCGGCCAUCUUUGAGGUCAAAUGGAAAGCCGGUGAUGUCACU
Punctularia strigosozonata HHB-11173 SS5 is the source of this 243-nucleotide messenger RNA. RefSeq lists its product as uncharacterized. The transcript has a single exon. The annotation marks the transcript as partial. NCBI's taxonomy places the organism in Eukaryota, Fungi, Basidiomycota, Agaricomycetes, Corticiales, Punctulariaceae. The record is from RefSeq and is a predicted model, not a curated record.